This is a messenger RNA of Dunckerocampus dactyliophorus (ringed pipefish), 3660 nucleotides long. RefSeq names its product tumor necrosis factor, alpha-induced protein 8-like protein 2 B. Gene Ontology annotation, biological process: regulation of apoptotic process; RNA splicing. Gene Ontology annotation, cellular component: nucleus; cytoplasm. The coding region runs from base 1966 to 2715 and encodes 249 amino acids. The transcript is spliced from 11 exons. The record is from RefSeq and is a predicted model, not a curated record. NCBI's taxonomy places the organism in Eukaryota, Metazoa, Chordata, Actinopteri, Syngnathiformes, Syngnathidae.
ACAAGCAGUCAGUGGGAUGAGUGGGGGGCACCACAGCAGUUUACAUUUCAAUCUAUGAGGGCCACACAUACAAAUUACUGCAGGGAAGGAGCGAGAGAGAGAGAGAGAGAGAGAGAGAGAACGAGAGACACACACACACACACACACUUGUGCACACGUACACACACAGGGGUGUGUCAAUGCAUGUUUAGUUCCUCAAGGAAGUACAAGUCCACAUUAUCAGAGGGUUUAGACGUGAGUGCAGAUGAUUUUCUUGUUUAAAAUGAGGCACUGACAUUGAGGUCAGGGCGUUGUCACUGUGACACAGAGGACACGUGCCACCACAGACAGGAAGAGGAGGACACUACAUACAAGUUCAGCUUCAUGGUGAGCUUGGUGGUGGUAAGCGGCACUGUCACGUGCAGCGCCUGAUGGCGCCGUCCUACAGGCGACUGCCGUUCGUUUGUUCUGCUGGAGCACACCGCCUCCAGCCUGCUUGGACUCGCUGAUGAAGCCAUCGAGUCUUGUCAAAAAAUCCCUGGCUGUGAGCUCUGGGGCAUUCUCUUGGUAAGAGGGGCUCGCUUUGAGGCCGUUAUAAGGGCAAGUCCGGCCUGCCACCUCUCCAGAGUCCUCACCCUCACCCUUAUGUCCACCUUCAUCACGAGUGUGUCCUUCCACGUCUGAGAGGACAGGGAUGGACAAGGACUUCUUCAGGAAGAUGGAGUCAUUAGUGUACAGCCUGUUGGCUCUUUGAAUUUGUUCCAUCUGGAAGACAACAUUAGUUACUUGGUAGCAUGCGGCUUUAUUACCCUAGAAAAAUUACUACAUUCAUUAAAAUACAACCAAUCAAGCCAUCUUUCCCUAGAAAUAUUGCCAAACAAGCAGGUUAAGAUGGGACAAAAAAACGACCGAAACAAACAAAUGGCAUAAAGGAACAGGAGACUUAUCAUAACCUGAAAAUAUAUAAAUAGAAGAAUUAUCCUAAACUGUAAUUACUUUAAACAUGGUGCUAUUAGUUUGGCCUUAGCUCACAGUUUGAAUACAACUGAGUUAUUAACAUGGUAAAACACAGUUGUGACUGUGUAGCAGUUAUUUAAAGUGAAAUUAGCUUAGUUGACAUAGAAAAGUACACAUAAGGUAGUGGUUCGUACUUACAGUAACUCCAUAUUUCAAGGCCAGACCUUGAAGGGUUUCACCAGGCUGGAUGUGAUGUUGUAUAACUCUCCUGCGAACCGGGGAGAGAUUGGACCGGACCAGACUGCCGUAAGACCGGCUGCGGCCGCCGAAGAGCAGGCCGUCCACCGGCUGCUUCUCCUCGGACAUGACGCGGAAUCACUGGGCACCAGUCAAGUUUUCACCACAGUAAAAUGCUUCAUAACAAACAUGGCUGCUCGCUGACGACAACUUUGUUGACCUAUAAUACCCUUUAGUUAACAAGUAAGAUAACUAAACUUAACCUUACCGCGACUGCCAAACGUGCUGUGCCUAGCGACGUCACCGACAUAAAACCACUGGUUUCAUUACAAUUACAAACGGCAGACACAACAUGAUAGUUAAUGUGGAAAAAGUGGACAUUUAUCUUACGGUUAACAUUAUGUGGAAAAAGUAGACAUUUAUCUUACGGUUAAGUUAGUCUCUUGCCUGCUGCCAUUUGUUGCCAUAGCUGCGACUCCCGUCAUGCAUCACGGUAAUGCGUUCAAAUACACUUGGAAUGCUCAAAUUUGUACUUAUUGAACGAAUCUAUUAUAAUAAACUAACAAAAAACAACAAUAUUAAACUGUUAAAUAAUACUUAAUACGAUCAGUACAUUUCGGUGACAAACACUUAACGUAAAAGCUCUGAAAUUCUCCCUCUCCAAAUAGUAUUGGAAAAAAGCUACUUUUACAUUUACCCUGAACGCCACAUUACAUACAGGCUAAACCACUAGCACUUUAGUUAACUAUACGCCUAACGUGUUACUAAAUUACACUUUCUGACAAAAUAGUAAUGUCGUUUAAAAGGGAAGGCGAUGACAAGAGUCAGUUGAAUAUCCUCAAGAAACGGCGCGUUGCAAAUCUUCUGUCAAACUUCAUUCCAGAAGAUGAAGCAGCCCUUCUGAGCAAUGGAAGAUAUACUUGUCUAGUGUGCUCCUUCCGUCCUGUGUUUGACACCGUCGACAUGCUGACAGUCCACAGGAAAGGGAAAAGGCAUCUAGAAGGAUUAAAAGCGUUCUAUGGUAAGAAAGCUGAGUUGAAGCAUGAAAUAACAAAAAGGAAACAAGAAAACUUCAUACAAGCUGAAGACGGGAAGCAGGAAGGAUCCAGUUCAGCUCCUUUAUUGGCACAAACACGGAAGCUGACCCAUCAUGCUCUGCUGAAGACAGUACCGUAUAACAGCUGCCAUCGCAGAACCAGUACAAAAACUGAAAAAGGACCAGCAAGCAGAGCUUCAGAAACAAGGGGCACCACUUGCAGUAAAACUUCACUUGAACAUCUGGACCCACCUAAGGCAGGUGCAGAGUCGGGCGAGGUUCUGAGCAGUUCUAGAGGCUCCAUAUCAGGAGGGUGCCCUGUGGCAGCGAUACCAGAACCUGAGCCCAUGACAGCCCAGAGGAGACGUGAGCUGGAGCAUUAUCUGAAACUGAAAAGUGAUGGAUGGCUGCAGGACCGGAGUGGCAACUGGAUUAAAGACCAGAAUGUGGAGUUUGAUUCUGAUGAGGAGCCUCCUUCACUUACCACCGUGCCUUCAAGUCACUAAGCUCCAGGAAUGAUUGACAGGACGGAGUGGGCAGGCUGACAGGAGUCCAGUUGUGUGUGCUUACAAACGCACCAGCAACAGGCUGUUUCUCCAGGAUCUGAUCAUCACCACCAUCACCCCCCCUGAUCCCAAGGUCGACUGUUCCUAGACGAGAUGGACACGGAGUCGUAAUUCUCGGCUCACAAGCCUCAGAUGCAUUCAGGCCAGUCAAGGCCACUAAAGGUGGGAGUCGUAGGUACUUUCCUCCGCCGUCGAAACCACCGACGUCACGGACACGGGUCGUUAGGCAGCGAGGCACUCCACCCCGACGCUUUACGCCUUUCGAUUUCCCCUGGUGAACAAGUUCAACUUACACAGGUUCUCCUUUUCAUUCACGACGCCGCUUCAGAAAUGUUAGCAUGCGGACAUCUUCUUAGCCUCACGGACAGCAGGAAAUAGACGCGAGUGCGUUACACCACACCUGGCAACAUUUGCAGUUGACUUUUUUGGGAUAAAAGUUGAAAUACGGGACACAGGAAGGCGACAGGGAAAGAAGGCCAAAAUACAGGAGUUUGUCAGUAAAACGGGAGGGUUGCCAGGUAUGGAUUGGAAAAGAAGACAUCUUUGCACUCGUGUGACAUCAUGUGUGCAUGGUCGCCAUGGUAACUACGUUCACGAGGCAAUGCCCCUACUUUCACUUAGUGACUUCAUUCAAAACAAAACAAUCCUGGUGUCAAAGUGAAACUUUAGAUCACAACAGCACAAAAAACAAAAAAAACUCGGAAUGUGAAACAGGAACAAAGCAGAAGGAAUAAGGAACAACCAAAGUAAUAAUGAAAUUGUUAGAAUCAUUUUGUGUGUGCGUGUGUGCGUGUGUGUGCGUGUUAGCAAGCGUGCUCCUGCACAGUGUGUGUUUAAAGUGUGUCAUGAGACCUCAGCUUGUUUGUGUACCGGCAAUGAUGACUC